Molecule: messenger RNA, 1673 nt
Organism: Equus quagga
Lineage: Eukaryota; Metazoa; Chordata; Mammalia; Perissodactyla; Equidae
Gene: SMIM48
Exons: 2
Coding region: 224-568 (114 amino acids)
Source: RefSeq, a predicted model, not a curated record
AACAGGCUGGGAGCUGAAGGAGGAGCCAGGGGAAGCGGCGCCUCGGCUGAGAGGCCGGGCAGACCCUGCAGAGGCCCCCCAGCCUCGCUGGCUCCGCCCCCCGCACCCCCCUCCCGGGUGGUAGAAAUAGAGCCACGGCCCCGGCCGCCGCCCGCUGAGCUCCGACCCGGCGGAUACGCGACCGCCCAAACCCGGCAGACCGACCUUGCCGCGCUCCUCGCCAAUGGCUGACGAACUCUUUCAGCGCAAACCCUGGGACCCCGACGCUGACUCCGAAGGCCUGUUUGACAAGCCUCCGCCGGAAGAGCCCCCAGCUGUCCGCGCACCCAAGUCGGCGUCGGCCGCGGGCAAGAAGGCUGGUCGGCGCGCCGGCGGGAGGGCGCAGGGGGGCCGCGCCGGGCAGCCCCCGAAGGCCGCUGCGCGCCCCCCGCCCAAGGAGGAGGCGCCUCUAAUGGACGAGGGCUGCUAUCUCGACCAUUUUCCUCACCUUUCCAUCUUCAUCUACGCGGCCAUCGCCUUCUCCAUCACCUCCUGCAUCUUUACUUACAUCCAUUUACAGCUUGCCUGAGGGGCUACGGCGGGGCGGGGUGGGCGCAGGGACGAGGAGGGAGGGAAGGGAAAAGAAGGGCUUGGUAUUUUGUGUUUGGAGACGCGCCGCACCUCCUUCAUCUAGCUUUUGAUGCUCGUUUCUUCUCUGCUUGUCACUACCUUUGUCUGACUGUCCAUUGAAUAGGGACGUCCAAAGCAGCUGCCGGUAAUGAAAUAAGGGUCUGCUGGCGCCUGGAGAUUAGGGGAAGGGGCACAGUCAGCCCCCAAUGUUUAGAAUCUCGGCGUGAGGUUGAAUCCCGUUUAUAAUGAGGAUAAUGUCCCUGGACCCUACCACUUUGUGAUGGUAGGGUCCCAUCGUUUUGUGUUUGGGGCGCGCACAGCGAGCCCAACUUUUCUGUCCUUUAAGGGAUGAGCCAGACCCGAGCCUGCAGCCUUCCAAAGAAGGCCCCGCGGGCAGGGUCGGCGCCCAGGCCCGGGCUGGGCCGGAGCCCUGUGAUGCUGCAUCGCCCCAGGAGGAGCCAGCUGUGCCCCCGAGCUGGCGCAGACAGAGCUCGGAGCGCGGGAGCUGGCCGACCUGAGUGCGCAACGGACGCCGCCGGAGCGCAAGACGCGGCUUGGCUGCCGCUGUGGAGCCGAGCCAAGCCCGGUUGCCGGAGGAGCUGUCCUGAUGGGAAGCCACGCAACCGUCAUUUCCUGGACGGCGCGGGACCGGAGGCUGCGGGCCUCCUGAGACGCAUGCCCGUAGCUCGCGCGCUGCGCGUGAUGAGACUUUGGAGCCCUGGCUGGGGUCUACCGAAGGGCUGUCUUUGGGGACUGCAGGGCGGCUUCCUGCUGGACCGGAGCCCUUCCCAGAGCUAAGGGACCCAAGACGAGGGGCGUGGGGGAAUCUGUCAUUGACAAAAAUUCAUGCUGGAAAAUUACCUGACCCCUAGGGGUUUGUCAUCUCAGACCCAAAAGGCCUACUACCAAAACCCACCUUGGCAGGUUAUUCACCCACCUGCCGUCUCUGUUUACUCCUGAAUGUUUAAUGUCAAAACGUAGCGCUCUCAUACUGCAUAUACUUUACUUGGAAAUGUCUGUAAUUAUGGUACCUCUGAUGGAAUAAAUCCCUCUUUUUCAGUGUC